AGUGAUAUUCAACUAAGAAAUGAAAUGACAACGCGCAAUGUUUAUGUAGAAAAGAGCUGGUUCUAGAGUAUUGAGUCCUGGCGCGUGCUGGCGGCAUGUCGCUGGCGUUGGCGUGAUUUUUGAGCGUGUACGGAUCUUAAAACGUCUUGGACAUGACAUGGUAUCGAGCGUGAAACAUGAGAAAAGCUUUGCGAGCGAUGGGUGACAACGCUGUCCGUUGCCGUUGCGUCGAGCCGUUCCAUUUUGCGUAAUUUCUGUGCCGUCGAAGCAGUGCUAGCUGCCGCAUAACAAGAAGCACGAGCUUGCACGAAACAGUCGUGGUGGUGUGUCGAAAACACGUGGUUGUAUCCAUCGGCAGUAGGCUACGAUUUCGGGUGACAUCGCCGACACUUGUGAGUCGGCCCCCGUGCAAUGAUUCACUUUAAACUAGUAGGAGACGACAGAGUCAACGUCGUUGCAUCGCGUUCGCUGUGGCGAGCCCGUGCACUACAGUCGUCGUCGGCGAAAGUGCUGUGCCUUCACACGUGCGAAGUGAUGCCCUCGCGUGAUGGAUGCCGUGGGUAGGGCCCAAGGAUGCUCGGCUUGCGGUAUCGGGACUUUCAAGAACAAGCAGGAGCAGUUUCAGCAUAGUUUCUCGUUGGAGCACCACACAAGAGUUGACGAGCAGUCUCAGUCGACUUCGUAUCACAACUGUGACCUCUGCAAGAAAAGGGCAGGGCCACUGCAGAACUUUGCUGCCCACCUUCGUGGCCACAAGCAUCGGCGGGCGUUUGAGAUGUACAAGGAAACGUGGUCUGGCAAGGGAAGAAGCAUCCAGAGCCAAGCCUAAACCAAGCCUAAGACAGAGCGAAAGAGCACAAGGUGCGUCCAAAGCCAACAAAAAGACGCCACUUUCCAAGGGAAAACAGGUCAAGAAGCUGACAAAAAGUGGAGCCACCACCAAAAAGAGCACUAAGCAAGUCCUCAAGAACUGCGAUCGAAAGACUAGAUACGGCAACCAAGGAUCCCAAAGGUCAAAGGAUACCAAUUCACAGGACUACAAGGACACCCAGCAAAAGGAGCCGUCAAGAAGAGGGAGCUGGCCAUCUGCCGGAUCAGGAGCCAAGCCAAGCAAGAGGGCGUCUUUUCAACGAGACAGCAGCGAGCCAACACCCUGUCGGAGAUCACGAGACGACCCUCGCAACCGUUCCUGCAAGGACAGCUCAUUUGAGGGGGACUCAUCACCGGUAGAAAAGCCUGGCACCGACGGUGACUACGAAAUGAACAGGAACUGGAAUGGACCCCCUCGUUUUCCGAUGGGCCCGUAUGGUAGAGGAGGGGCCCCCUUCAUGGGUUAUGGCGGACGGGGCAACCCUCCUCCUUGGAGCAGACCUCCUCCGCCACCACGGCACCCUUUCAACCGGUAUGACGGUCCUAGGCCAUUUAAUAGGUACAACCAUCAUCCGCCGGCAGAGGGCCCCUCCUCAUGGAACAGAGACGACUAUGGCUAUGGCUCUGGAUCGUACGGAAAUGGUGGGUGGCAAGGUGGCAGCAAGCAUCGGAAUUGGGAUGCACACGAGAAUGACACGCGUCAAGGCAGCGACAGUGCCAGCGGAGGGGGUGGUCGCAGGUCACGUCACCAUUCUCCAGAAAAUGUGCCCAGGACUGGUAGUCACAAUGAACACACAGCGACUGGGGCUAACAAGGAACAAGGUGAAAAGCCAGCAGGCCGAAACAGCAGCAGCGGCGGCAUCAGCGGUUCAUCUAAGUUGCAUGGUCUGGGUUCCAACGGAAAGUCUUCUGUGGCCGCAAAGUCAAGUACCCCAGCAAACACCAAUGAGCAUAGCAGCAACAAGGUGUCAUCAUUACCAGCAAAACCUUCAAAAUCAGCCUCUGGAGCAGCAGCAGGGGCCACCUUGGCGAAAGAUCCGCCUGCUCGAAAAGGAGAAGGCAGCGCAAAGAGUGAUUCAUUGCCACGCCAGUCUCAGAAAAAAGAUUUGGAGGUGCAGAAUCCAAGCAAACCUGUCAGCAAGAUCGUCAAGAAACCUUUAUCACAAACUCCCACCAUCAAGUGUACCUCCAGGAAGGCAAACGCAACAUCCAGUCCGAGGCUAUCGCCGAGAAGCAAAUCGGCGGAUGGUUCAAAAAGUGUGGCAGGUCCUGUCAAAACAGGAGAAAGUUCAUCAGCACUGGCAACCAAGGUUGUUGGUAAACCAAAGCCCACAACUAGGAGCAGCACUUCGCCCUCACCGGUGGCAACUGAGAUUAAAACAAAAGUGAAACAGGAGGCCAGCGAAGGCACAGAAACCACCACGGCUGCAUUAUCGUUUUCAUCUAACCGGAACCACCUCAUAUUUCUCUCCUCCGAAGAGGAAGAUGCAGACGCACCUGGCGAAAAGGUGACAUCAAAGAAGAAGUCAAGACCAGAUGGCGACACCACGACAGGAGACAAAACGGUGCCAAGGGCAAAAUACAGCAAUCCGGCUGCAGGGUCCAUGCCCCCUCCCAGUCCUGAGAGGGGGGAGCCUCAGGUGAAGAAGGUGGUGCUGAGGAGCCCAAAGCUUGGGCCGCUUUCGAACAGGGACAUCUAUCGCAGAGAUGUUCUGGACAAGCUGGUGAACUUCCCGUCAUCACCACAGGUGCAGGCGCAGCUUAACAAGUGGAUGAUGGAGAUGCAGAAGUCCCAAAGAUCUGUGACAUCGCGGAAGACGAUGAGGCUGUGCGCGACACAAGCCCGCCUGGGGCAGGAGGAUGACGCCCUGCUGGGCAGCAUCCCCAACAUUGAUUUCGACGUGCUCUUCAGGCAGGUUGAGUCGUGCGAGCUCCCCGAGGAGAUGCUCAAGAGCCUGAUGCAGGCUCUCAGCACAGAUGCGGAGCAGCCUCACUCGACCGCGGCCGAACCGCCAUCAUCGAUCACGGCAAGUCUCGGCUCAAAAGCGAGCGGUCUGCGCUUAACACCAGAGUUGAGGGCUAGCCCUCAAUCGACGCCACCUUUGGGCAGCGCAGCUGCAAAGUCUGUUACCACAAAAGCAAGUCCGGCUUCUGUGAAACUCUCGAGUGCCGCGGAGAGCCCUGGUGUGAAGAGCACUUCACGUGUGUCCGUAAAGCUGGAAGCGGCAACGAGCUUGGCCGAUGCUGGAACUUCGUCUUCGGAGGACGAGUGCAUAGUGGUUCCGAGCCCAACGAAAAAAGUGGUGCCGGUGCUGAUAGACUCGGAUGAUAACGGCUCUACGGACGAAGAAGACAACAGGCCGAGCACAACAACGCCGACAGUGAAGGCGUUAAGCGGAAAGGCCACACCUGAACAUUGUGCUCAGUCAUCGUCACCGCUGGCACAGGAAGGCGGCCAUCGAGUGCGCAAAAUUCAAAAGCCCGCCCGAAGAAAAGGCAGGCAGCCUUCCGAGAGUGUGGACGGCAUCCUCGCCGACAGCGCCGCAGCAUUGUCGAGGCUCCUGCCCGACGAAAGUGGCCGCAGCAACGUUAGGGUGGUGGAAUUGUCCCAAGAGUCGAAGAGGCCGUCACCAACGUUGAAGAGCACCGCACCUACCACUGCUGCCCGCUACGCCGGCUCCACGGCCACGGUCUCCUCGUCGGUAGCGUCCAGUAGUCGUGGCAGGUGUUCUGCACAGACAUCAGUUUCCCCGCCGACCUUUCCAGAGGCUCCCUUGGAACAGCUAGCAGCAGGGCAUUCACCGCUGCCAAACAUCGCAACCUCGUCACCACUACCGUCGGUGGCAGCCGUACCCAAAGUGGAGCCACCCCCAACGCCACCACCUCCUGCCACACCGCCUGAAGAUGCUGCGCCACUGGGUGCCAUUCCACCAGGUGCCAUGCCACCAGGUGCAUUUCCACUGGGUGCCUUUCCACCGGGUGCCUUUCCACCGGGUGCAUUUCUACCAGGCACAUGUCCAGUGGGUGCCAUGCCAUCGGGCACCACUCCACCACUUCCUGUAGCAGUGAAGAGCCUGGUCGGUGACCUGACGCUUCGGUGCCAGCAGGAGGACGCCAUCCGCCAGGAACUUGCGCGCAUCGAGGAGGGCAUUGUCUCUGCCCUCGCCACAUUGGAGCAGCUCAGGAAGAGAAAAGAAGAGCUGCUGGGAAGAGAAGCUCAAGUCAGGAAAGAAAGGCUGGAAAUACUUCAGUGUCUUCAAGGGGCUGCGUCGGCAUUGCCAGGUGACAGUCCACCCUUGCUGCACUUCACGCUGCCGGCGCAAAGUCCCACAGCUGUGGAGAUGCUUUCCUCGUUUGGCACCAGCGGCACCGACGUGAUGUUCGGCGCCUCGCAGGUCCCACCAGGUGGCGCUUCUCCAGUCACCGUCGGGCAGGCGGGAGGGUCAUUUCCCCAAGCAUCUGCGCCCACGGCUAGGGAGAUGGCGGAGCUCCUGCUGCCACACCUACAGCAGUUUGGGGCAGACAUCGACAUCAACAACUUGACCACAUCGAUAGCUUCGGGUGGCCCAUCGAUGCCAACGAUGUCACCCGAAGUGAGCGGGGGACCAUCGUCAAGAAGGCCCACGGCAAAACGGAGAACAGCAAAGGAUGGGGAGCCAACCACGACGAGGAAAAAAGCAAGGACAGCUAAGCAAGACGCAGACGGGGAAAUUGAGGAGUCGCAACUGGAUCAGAUUCCUCCUUGCCAAGAAAUUUCAGCACAUGACUCGCCCGUUGUGGCGCUCAAGCUUCUUGGGCAUUACGUCUACUCCUGUUCCAACGACUGUUCUGCCCGUCGUCACAACCUCCUGGAUUCCAGCCAGUGUGUCAAGUACCUGGGAAGUAGCAAGACAGUGAAUGCAAUUGAGGUGCACAAUGCGAAGAGCCCAUCUGCAGUGGUGUACACCGGUUCGCUCGACGGGAUCCUUCGGUCCUACGACCCUGAGACUGGGGAAUACCUCAACAGCUUCAAUGCGGAGGCACCCAUCAUCUGCACGACACUAGCCUGGGGCAAAAUCUACCUUGGCCUGCAGACAGGACAUGUCGCAGUGUUCAACCUCAAGUCUCAGAAGUUCCAAGACAACUUCUACUGCUCCAAUGCCUCUGUGAGCCGCAUCACAACUUCGACGGAAGGAGCUCAGAAGCUCCUUUGCACCAUCACCUUCGACGGCAGCAUCACAGUCCGUGACCCGUCGACUGGUCUCCUGUUCCGGUGCUUCGAGGGGUGCGUGCAGCCCCCAUGCUACAUCGCCAUCAACAAUGGCAUCGUGUACACAUCUUCAACAGACCGCACGAUACGCAUCCAUGAGCUUCGGACGGGCUGCCUCCAGAAGGUGUACGAAUGCCGAAGUGCUGCCACGGGACUGCGCUUCCACAAGGGCCUCAUCGUGUGUUGCUCCUUUGACGGCCUCAUACGCUGCUACAGGGCCAAGGACUUCUCGUGCGAUGUGGUCUACUAUGGUGCAGGCAAGAACAUGGUCAUGAGCAUGGAUGUCAGCGGCCCACUGAUUGCCACUGGCAACCGCAAGGGCAAAAUUGAAGUCGUCAAGUUUGAUAAGUCAAACCUGCAGACCUGUGAGAUUCGUUCGUGCAACCUCAAGUUUGCGCGGGAGGAUGACUUGGUCCAUCAUCUCAAGCGUGAACACAUCGGCCUUGGAGCAAAGGGCGCCAUGACGUGCCCAUGGAACCAGUGCCAGAUGAGCUUCUCGGGACCUAACUCCAACAAGGACUUUGAAAAACACCUGAUGGACCAUGCGUGCACGUGAAGCCACUUCCGGGACUCUUGCCUACCAGCCAUCACCAGUUGACAUUUCUUCUGUGGCCAUCUUCAGUGCAAUCGUGUCAAGAUACAUUUUUCUCGCUCUGUGUUUGAACUGCAGGGCCACGGACCUUUAGUCAGUCAAGCGUUGUAACAUUAUCGUCGUAGUUUUUGUAUGAUUCUGCUGUUUAUACAUGCCUUGUACAUAAAUCACAUCCUACUGCUUUGUACACCAAAGUCACGAUGAAACUUGUCAAUGUGAGUGUACACAUGUUUGUUACACAAGCUCAAAACCACAACAAGAUCCAGCCAACUCACAGAAAAAGGCACAAUCUUGCCAGUGCUCAUUGUCUCAUGUCAUUGAUUUUUCAUCCUCAUGGUUUUUUUUCUUUUUUUGAUAGUUUUUCUUGUUUAUCAGUCAUUGAACAAAAGCACUACUAAGGUGCCCCAUGAGGUGAAGUGUAUACAAAGACCUGGAAGUGUUGUACUACUUCGUGUGUAGUUUAUUAUUGCUUUGGGUUCAGUGUUCUGACCCUUCUCUUAUGCUUCCUACCUCUUGUUUUUUUCUUUAUUGUGUUGUUUUUGUGUUUGUUUUCUACUAUAAUUGUUUCAUGCGAAGAUUUGCAGAAUGUAUCCUCCCACUUCCUUUCCUUUUUACAUGUGGUACUGGGAGCCAUAUUCUCGCUCGGCCACUUUCAGGGAUCCUUCCUUCACUUUCGCAUGGUGGUUUAAUCGGCGUCAUGAUGCCUCACUGGAGGAGAGAUAGGCAUUGUGCCUGCUGAUUUACUUAGCCAGUCGGCAUCCUCUAAAAGGGAUACUCCUGAAGGUAGCCGAUUGAGAAUGCUGCUCCCGUGUUUUGCGCAUUGCUCAUUCUUCUUAUCAUGGCUUGUCAGAAGUUUGGAGGGGCCAGAAUAAAGCAUGCUGUUGAGUUGGAAGUUUCAUAUUGCUCUUUA
Dermacentor albipictus is the source of this 6621-nucleotide messenger RNA. Its product is annotated as mucin-17-like. Gene Ontology annotation, cellular component: cytosol; membrane. The record is from RefSeq and is a predicted model, not a curated record. Gene Ontology annotation, molecular function: RNA binding; SH3 domain binding. NCBI's taxonomy places the organism in Eukaryota, Metazoa, Arthropoda, Arachnida, Ixodida, Ixodidae.